UCAUAUAGGCCUGUGCUAUUUACAUACACUUGCAAUAUGGUGAUUUAAAUUAAUAUUACAAAUAAUACCAUGGUACGUGUCCAAAAACGUAUCUUUCGUGUGAAAUCGCAGUGAUUAUUUAAGCGCUCGCGUCGCGUUCUAGCUAAUCGCGUUGCGUUCGCGUUCCUCCUGCGCAAAUCCCAGGAUGCUGGUUGCCAUGGUUUCCCGCAUCACAUGCGCGGCUUUCCUGGAGCCAGCAACGCAAAAAAAAAAAAAGAAAAGAAGGAUGCCAGCUCUUGAAUUCCCUGCCAUUUUUACACCCUCAAAUUAGAGGACACGGUCGGACACGAGAGGAAACAGACGCAGAUGGUGGAGUAGUGAGAGACCCGACGCGUUCCCUCUGACGCGUUUGAAGAUCAUUCUCCUCCGCUGACGCGCGGCGAGACGGGACCGACUGUUUCACGCGCAAGAUCAGGCCGAAUUUUGCGCACAUUUGACCGUCAGGAAAUGAGUAUAGAAAUCCCCGAGGGCUUGACGGAGCUUCUGCAGAGCUUUACCGUGGAGGUGCUCCGGAACCAGCCGGGAGAUCUGCUGGAGUUCGCGCUGCAGUACUUCACGCGCCUCAAGGAGAACGAGACGCGCGGAGGCGCGUUCGGCAAUGAGCUCAAUUCAGCCGCGCGAGCGGGGAAAGCCGUCAACUUCAUGGAGGAGGCCAUGCAGAUCGACUCCGAGAACGGAGAGGAAGAGGAUGAUGAUGAUGACGAUGAAGAAUUCGUAGCUCCAGUUAUCAACAGAUUUGUCCGGAGAGUUUCUGUUUGUGCGGAGGCGUACAACCCUGAUGAAGAUGAAGAGGAGAGGGAACCCAGGGUCACUCACCCCAAAACAGACGAGCAGAGACAGAGACUACAGGACGCCUGCAAAGACAUCCUACUGUUCAAAAACCUGGACCAGGAGCAGAUGUCUCAGGUGUUGGAUGCCAUGUUUGAGAAGGUGGUGGUGAGCGGAGAGCACGUCAUCGAUCAAGACGAUGAUGGAGACAACUUCUACGUCAUUGAGAGGGGAACGUUUGACAUCGAGCUGAAAGUGGACGGCACCAGGCGGACCGUGGGCUCUUAUGACCACCGUGGGAGUUUCGGAGAGCUGGCCCUGAUGUACAACACGCCGAGGGCCGCCAGCAUCAUCGCCACCUCGUCUGGAGCCCUGUGGGGCCUCGAUCGGCUGACGUUCAGAAGGAUCAUCGUAAGGAACAACGCGAAGAAAAGAAAAAUGUACGAAGCUUUCAUCGGGACCCUUCCACUGCUCACGUCUCUGGAGGUUUCAGAGAGGAUGAAGGUGGUUGAUGUGCUGUCGACUAAAGUGUUCAACAGUGGAGAACAGAUCAUCGCUCAGGGUGAUCUGGCACAAUCUUUCUACAUCGUAGAGUCAGGACACGUUAGGAUCACCAUGAAGAGAAGCAAGUCAAAAAACGACACCGAAGACGAGGAGGUGGAGAUCGCCACAUGCUCAAGAGGCCAGUACUUUGGAGAGCUUGCACUCGUCACUAACAAGCCACGGGCGGCAUCUGCAUACGCCAUGGACAACGUCAAAUGCUUAGUAAUGGACGUGCAGGCGUUCGAGAGGUUAUUAGGCCCCUGCAUGGACAUCAUGAAACGAAACAUAGCCAAUUACGAGGAGCAGCUGAUCACGCUCUUCGGGAGUCACGUCGCAAUACAGGAGCCCAAUGCAUGAAAUCAGUUCAUCAAUAAACACCGCAAACUACAAAUGCAACAUGAAAUGAUGAGAAAUGGUAAGUAGAGGUCCGUCACCAUGAUUGAGAAACAUGAACUUUAGAUCAUAAACUUGAAGUUAUUGUUUUGCGUUCACAGAUGAUCAAAGAUCAUGAUUUUUUUUUAGAUGUGAAAAGCCAGAUGUGAGCAUUUUCCUCCGGGGUAAUCGAGGUUUCCUCAAAGUUAUUUGGUCCGGGGAUUUGAUAACAUUAUUUUCUGUGUUUCUUUCACAUGCUGCGUCUUUUACAGUGACGUCCUCACAGAGACUGCAUUAUCAUGUCAUAUACAGUACAGUAACAUGUUAAUUUAUUCUUUUGAAGCGAUGUUUAUGGAUUUUAAAAUCUGCUGUUGAGCAUUUGUUCAUGUUUUCAGUGUUAUGCGAGUCAUUUUUACUGUAAGACUAAAUAUUAGAGUUGCAUCUAGAUGACACCGGUUACAAAAAACGUGAACGGUUACAUAUAACGAAUUAUGAAAAACAGUUUAAAGUCAACAUGAAAACUAAACUGAACGUGUUUAAUUAGAGAGCAUUCAUUUAAAAAAUAAAGUUUGUAGUAAAAAUGCCAAUGCCUCUAAUCCAACAUUUGUUUUCAUUAAUUUAUUCUGGUAUGAAACACCCAUUUUAUUUGACUGUCAAAUCAAUUCUGAUAAAUAUAAUCAGAUUUUUUAAAUAUCCUAUUUAACUCAUUAAUAUUUCAGAUUCAGAAGUCAAAUUAAUUGUUUCACGUUGACUUUAAUACUCAAGAUUCAUUACACUUCCAAGAGAUAAUAAACGUUCAAACUGCUUGAGAAUAUGAUAUGAGAAAAGGGGAUGGAGAUGCAAAGUCUUGAUUACAUUUAAAAAUUAAAAUGCAGUUUGAAUAUUAUCACACUUUGAUGCCAGUGUAAUGAAAAUACAUAAUUUGAUGAACAGUUCACCCAAAAAUUAAAAUGUACUCACCCUCGGGCUAUUUU
Messenger RNA from Carassius auratus (goldfish), 2696 nucleotides. RefSeq names its product cAMP-dependent protein kinase type II-beta regulatory subunit-like. Lineage: Eukaryota; Metazoa; Chordata; Actinopteri; Cypriniformes; Cyprinidae. Gene Ontology annotation, molecular function: cAMP-dependent protein kinase inhibitor activity; cAMP binding; protein kinase A catalytic subunit binding. The record is from RefSeq and is a predicted model, not a curated record. The coding region runs from base 487 to 1707 and encodes 406 amino acids. Gene Ontology annotation, biological process: negative regulation of cAMP-dependent protein kinase activity. Gene Ontology annotation, cellular component: cAMP-dependent protein kinase complex; cytosol. The transcript has 11 exons.